AUGGCAAGUUCAAAAAUACUUUUAGGAUAUAUGCCUGAAUUAUUAAAUGAUAUCAUACAAUACUUGCAAGAUGAUUAUAGAACAUUACACUCAUGUAUUUUGAUUAAUAAAUUAUGGUGUCGUUUAGCAAUUCCAUUUUUAUGGAAAAAUCCAUUUUCAAUAAAAUAUCCUAAAAAUUAUUGUUAUAUUGAUGUUUACUUACAUAAUUUAAGUGAAGAUGAUAAAACAAAAUUAAAUGAAUAUGGAAUCAAAAUAAGUGUAUUUUCAUCAAAUACAUUAUUUAAUUAUUCUAGUUUUUUUAAAUGUUUAAAAACAUGCGACUUUAAAUCAUCUAUUGAGGAUUGGAUGAGUAUUAAGAACGAAUAUUUAUAUCAGCCCUAUAAAAAAAAUUCUGGAAAAACUCCGAUAAUAAAUGAUCAUUUUUCUGGUUUUUAUUCCAAAGAGACUAAGACACGUGAUCAUUUUUUUGAAAAAUUUUUUAUAGGGCAGUCAUCUCAACAGCAACUUUUAAGAUUAAUUUACACAUCUUUAAUUGAAAGAUUUGUUAAGAAUGAAGCAAAUUUACAUACUUUUGAAUUCAAUGGAAAUUACUAUGAAAAUAUUAUUUUGGAGAUAAUUUUGCAAAAUCCAAAAUUUAUUCAUAACAUCAGAAAUUUAUUUAUUACUUUUAUAUCUAAUAAUGAGGUUACAGCUUUAUUAAAAUUAUUACUUUCUAAUCACAAUUCAAUUUCAAAAUUUCAUUUUCAAUUUCAACAAAUUAAUAAUAAUAUUAAAAUUAAUGAAUUAAUUAAAAAUUAUUCAUCUCAAGUAAUUAAUUCACAACAUAAUCUCAAAAAAUUAAUUUUUGAAGAUUGUGAUACUAGUACUAAUGUAACUCACUUAAAUCAUUUAUUAUUGUCAUUAAAAGAUUCUAAUUGUUUAAAUACUUUAGAAACAAUUAUAUUUUAUAAAAUUAAUUUUGAAAAAAUCACUUCUUUAAAAGAAGUAUUUGAACAAUUAAAUGUUUUAGAAUCUAUUCAUAUAAUUUAUUGUUCUUUUAAAAUUCAUAGAUUUGUUCAACAAAUUAUUCAUAUUACUAAACCAUUUAAGUUGAAAUCUUUAUUUGUGGGUGAAAGAAUUAUUGAACGUAAUUAUUAUUCAGAGAAUUAUGAUAUAACAUUAAUAAUUAAUUCAAUGCAAUUAUUAUUUCAAAAAUCUGGAAAAUAUUUAGAAAAUAUUGGAUUGUUUUAUUCUAUUGAUUUUAAGUAUGCUGAAUUGAAGGAAUUGAAGGAAAAAUCAUUGGAAUUAAUUAAAAAUUAUUGUAAGAAUGUUAAACAUUUUAAUUCAGAUGUAUUUAGUAUUCAGAGUGCUCAUUUGGUGUUGAAUUCAAUCAAAAAUUUCAAACAAAAUCUUAAUUAUCUUACUAUAGAAAGUAGAAAUAAUGAGUUUUCUUCAAUUAUAUUACUGAAUUUAGGUCAAAUUCUUCCUUGUAGUUUGGAAUAUUUAUGUUUGGAUUUUUAUAACGCAUAUAGUAGUAUUGAUUUAGAAGUAUUUUUAAAAAAUUUAAAAAAUACUUUUAUUGAAAAAUUGAUAUUAUCGAUUAGUUCAUGGAGUGAUGAUAUUUUACGAUGUAUAAAGAAGUAUAUUAUGAAAAAGAAAAGAGUUAAGUACUUAGCUAUUAAUGUAACUGAACAAGUAUUAGCAAAUGAAGCGAAAGAAUUUAAGUUAUAUAAUAUAGAAUUUACGUCUAUGUGCAAAAUUUAUAAUUACCUGCCUGAUUUGCUAUAA
Molecule: messenger RNA, 1767 nt
Organism: Rhizophagus irregularis DAOM 181602=DAOM 197198
Lineage: Eukaryota; Fungi; Glomeromycota; Glomeromycetes; Glomerales; Glomeraceae
Source: RefSeq, a predicted model, not a curated record